This is a messenger RNA of Archocentrus centrarchus (flier cichlid), 1956 nucleotides long. It is a transcript of the gene cirsr, whose product is annotated as corepressor of RBPJ and splicing regulator. Gene Ontology annotation, molecular function: transcription corepressor activity. Gene Ontology annotation, biological process: negative regulation of DNA-templated transcription. The transcript is spliced from 10 exons. Lineage: Eukaryota; Metazoa; Chordata; Actinopteri; Cichliformes; Cichlidae. Gene Ontology annotation, cellular component: nucleus. The record is from RefSeq and is a predicted model, not a curated record. Bases 126 to 1502 code for a protein of 458 amino acids.
CACGUGAUUCUCGCCAACACAAAACCAUCUUCCUGAUGGGGGUUUGUUUACAUGCGGAGGAAGCUGCGCUACUUACUCCGUUAGCAAAACGUUUUCCACUCAGCUAACGUUAUAGGCCCACCGCCAUGGGGAAGUCGUUCGCUAAUUUUAUGUGCAAAAAGGAUUUUCAUCCUGCAUCAAAGUCAAAUAUCAAAAAGGUAUGGAUAGCAGAACAGAAGCUGACGUUCGAGAAGAAGAAGCAAGAAGACCUGAUGCAGGCAUAUGUGAAAGAGCAGGAAACAUACAACAACAGGUUGUUGAUGGGAGAUGAUCGUGUUAAAAAUGGCCUCAAUUUCAUGUAUGAGGCUCCACCCGGAGCAUCCAAAGAGGAAAAGAAAGAGGAUGGUGAGGAAGAGUACAAAUUUGAGUGGCAGAAAGUGGCUCCUAGAGAGAAGUAUGCAAAGGAUGACAUGAAUAUUAGAGAUCAGCCAUUUGGAAUCCAGGUACGCAACGUGAGGUGCAUCAAAUGCCACAAAUGGGGCCAUGUGAAUACAGACAGAGAGUGCCCUCUUUUUGGACUGUCGGGUAUCAAUGCCAGCUCUAUGGCCUCAGAGGAGGGAGCAGGUCCGUCGAUGCACCCCUCGGAGUUAAUGGCGGAGAUGCGAAACAGUGGGUUUGCUCUGAAAAAAUGUGUCCUUGGUAGGAAUUCUACUGUUUGUGAUCCAUUGCAGGAUUUUGUUGCCAGUGAAGAGGAGGAAGAUCCGGAAGUGGAAUUUCUGAAAUCUUUAACAACUAAGCAAAAACAGAAACUCCUCAGAAAACUGGAUCGGCUAGAAAAGCAAAAGGCAAAGAAAAAGAAGAGCAAAAAACAAAAGAAGAAGAGCAAAAGAAAACACAAGAAAAAACAUGAAAGUAGCGACAGCUCGAGUGACUCCUCCAAUAGCAGCAGCAGCAGCGAUAGUGGCUCAGAUUCAGACAGUCAUAGCAAGUCCAAGAGCCAGAAGAGAAAGAAGAACAAGAAAAGAGAUUCCUGUCGGGAUAACAGCUCUGAGACCGAGCGACAAGUCAAGAGUCAGAGAAAGGCCUCUUCUCACAGGAGCAGGUCACCGAGCCCUCGCACUAGACAGAAGCAGGCUAAAGAGGAGUCUGGAGAUUAUAGACAAACAAGGAUAGAGAGGGGAAGGAGCAGGAGUCGGAAUCGCAGCCCCCAGAACAGGAUCACACUGGAGGGAGGUCAAGAGAGAAAGAGGCACAACAGCAGGGACAGGCAGAGACCUACCAGCUCCAAGUCUGGCUUAGGCAGAAGUAGAAGCCGCGAGAGAGGCAGGGAGGACGAAGGUAAAGACAGACGUCACAGUAGAGAUGGUGAGAGGAACAGAAGUAGCACAGAAGGAAGGAAAGGCAGAACAGCAGAUGGGAGGAGCAGAAGUAGAGAAAGGAGAAAAGAAAGGGAGGGCAGAGGAAGGAGUGGGAGUAGGGAGAGACGAGAGAGAAGCGGAGACAGAACGAAAAGAAGACACUGACCUUUUUUUUGUUUUUGUUUUAAUUUUCGAAGUUGUUUAUAGUACCAGGGUAAAAAAUUUAAAUAUCACGCAUGUCUCUUGUUCUAUCUGUUGAGUAUUGAUUUUUGGUAUACCUGUAGGUUCCCCCUUGAUUUAAAUUAAAUUGCAGAAAUUGUGCAUGGAUCCUCUUUUCUUCCAGCAGAGGGAAGCAGUCAACAGAAAAUAUCUAGAUGCAUGUCAGUGCACACUGAUACUGUUUUGCACUGUAUGAAGGGGUCUAAAUGAAUUGGUUACCAUUGAAAGCAGUUUGCAGCUGAUCUAUUGAUGGAAAAUUGUUGGAUUCCUUUUCAUGGUCACUUACCCACAAAAAAAAAAAGGUCAUCUGAUGCAAUUUUUUUUCUUACUUUUAUGAUUGUGUUUUUUGUUUUGGUUUUUAAAUGAAAACCAGGACUGUUAUUUUCUGAUUAAAAUGUUA